This is a messenger RNA of Pogona vitticeps (central bearded dragon), 2788 nucleotides long. The record is from RefSeq and is a predicted model, not a curated record. Lineage: Eukaryota; Metazoa; Chordata; Lepidosauria; Squamata; Agamidae.
GCCGGGCGGUGCUGGGAGCGUCCGCGCGUCCCUCCCCCGUUCCCCGUGACCCGGCGGCGCGAUGGCGGCCGCGGCGGAGCGCACCGACGAGCUGGUGCGCGAGUAUCUGCUCUUCCGCGGCUUCACCAACACUUUGAAGCAGCUGGACGCGGAGAUCAAGGCGGACAAAGAGAAGGGCUUCCGGGUGGAUAAAAUAGUGGACCAGCUUUUGCAGUUUGUGCACAGCUAUGAUCUGGCUGCCCUUCGGGAUUACUGGAGUUACCUUGACAGGCGUCUUUUCAGUCGGUUGGAGGAUGUGUACCGACCAACAGUAAACAAGCUGAAAAUCAGUUUAUACCGCUACUACCUCGUUCAUACUAUACAGACCAACAGGAACGAUAAGACGCAGGAAUUCUUUCUCAAGCAAGGCUCUGAACUUCAGAACCAGGCUGAGUGGAAGGACUGGUUUGCCCUGCCUUUCGUCUUGAAUCCAGAUACAAAUCCUACCUUUGCCUCGUAUUUUUCCCGCCAGUGGGCAGACACUUUCAUUGUUUCCCUGCACAACUUCCUCAGUGUCUUAUUUCAAUGCAUGCCUGUGCCGGUAAUCUUGAACUUUGAGACAGAGUGCCAGAGAAGUAGUCUUUUGCAAGAAGAAAAUGAAAUUCUGCGUCAAAAGCUGUUUGCUUUGCAAGCAGAGCAUUCCCGACUGAAGAAAGAGGAACAACAGCAACAAUACCCGGAGGACGAGGAAUUGAUACCUCUUCACAAGCUUCCUUCCUAUGUGGCCAACAUGGACCAUCUGGGAGACUCCGAGCUUGACAUAACAUGUAACCAAAGAAGCACUGCGCACUCUCUCCAGGCCCGAGGGGGAUUCUUGUCUUCUUUUCUGUCUCAGAAUAAAAAGGGUGCCUCUAGAGUGACACCGACAGCAGGAAUCAUCUCUGCACCAACAGGCGUGACACAACUGGGCAAGAAAGAGCAGGUGGGCCACCAGAGUACCAAAGGGAAGGAAGGGGCAAUUGGCUGCAAGGAAUCAAAAAGUCUCUUUAGCGCCCUAGCAGUGGCAGAAUCCAGCUCGGCUCAGCAGCGUCAGCGACGCCUUCAGGAUCACGGGAAAGAGAGAAAAGAGCUUUUAUCCAAAACAGCCUCCCAGGGACAGAACGUUGAGAGGAAGACGGAGUCCAGCACCAUUGAACCAGACCCCUCCCCUGAGUUGCACGCUGAGCAGGCAGAAGUCCUAACAAAAGCUUUUGGCUCCAGCACGGAUGCUGGGGGCAUCAGACAGGAGCAGCCAUUCAUUGUCCUGAGUCAGGAAGAAUAUGGGGAACAUCACUCAUCCAUCAUGCAUUGCCGGGUUGAUUGCUCUGGUCGAAGGGUGGCCAGUUUGGAUGUGGAUGGGGUCAUCAAGGUGUGGUCUUUCAAUCCCAUCAUGCAGACGAAAGCCUCUUCCAUUUCCAAGUCUCCCUUGCUCUCCCUGGAAUGGGCAACGAAACGAGACAGGCUGUUGUUGCUCGGGAGUGGCGUUGGGACGGUUCGCCUGUAUGACACGGAGGCCAAGAAGAAUCUUUGUGAAAUCACCAUUGAUGAAGAUAUGCCCAGGAUCCUUUCACUUGCGUGCAGUCCAAGUGGCGCUUCUUUUGUCUGUUCAGCUGCAGCUUCUGGCCUUCUCAACCAGCUAGAUUAUGCAGCUCCAGAUUCCGGAGGGAAAGGCACAAAUCAAGUCCCUGGGAAACUGCUUUUGUGGGACACUAAAACCAUGAAGCAGCAGCUCCAGUUUUCCCUUGAACCAGAGCCCAUUGCUAUAAACUGCACAGCCUUCAACCACAAUGGGAAUCUGCUGGUCACCGGAGCCGCGGACGGCGUCAUCCGUCUCUUUGAUAUGCAGCAACAUGAAUGUGCUAUGAGUUGGAUGGCCCAUGAUGGGGAAGUCUAUUCUGUGGAAUUCAGCUAUGAUGAGAAUGCCGUUUACAGUAUCGGAGAAGAUGGGAAGUUCAUUCAGUGGAAUAUCCACAAAAGUGGCUCCAAAGUAUGUGAGUACACCCUCCCCAAGGACGCCACAGGUCCCUUCGUACUGUCUGGCUACAGCGGAUACAAGCAAGUCCAGUUCCCACGCGGGCGGCUCUUUGCCUUUGACUCGGAGGGCAACUACAUGCUGACCUGUUCUGCUAAUGGGGGCGUCAUCUACAAGCUGAAUAGCAGUGACAAAGUAUUGGAAAGUUGUCUCUCCCUGGGAGGACACAGGGCCCCAGUGGUCACAGUGGACUGGUGCACAGCUAUGGAUUGUGGGACCUGCCUCACCGCCUCCAUGGAUGGGAAGAUCAAACUAACCACUUUAUUGGCACAAAAGUCUUAAAUAAAGCUGUGCCACUGGGAAAGCACACAUUUGAACUACUGGGGUGGGUGUGGGAGAGGACAAUCAGUAUUAACCAUUUAGAUGCAAGCUGCUUCGGACAGAAGGAAGUAACUCAACCGCUCAUCUUAACGUUCCUCUCUCAUCUAGAUUGGAAACUUGUUUCACUUAAUGCCAAACCACUGCCAGUUAGGAGAAUCAAUUACAGCCAUUUUCCAAAAUAUGCUCAUAGCAGGCAUGCAGUGCUCAUCAAACCCAUUCCAGUGAGGACCAGAUCCUUCCCCACCGCCUCUCCCACAAGUCCCCAGUAGCAUUUGGCCAUAAAGUCCUAGAAUUGUGCCAAGAUGUGAUGCAGUUUUGCAGUGACUCCAGCAGGGAAGACAAGCCUGUGGAAAACCUAACAGUAUUCUAUGUCUGCUACUGCAUUUCUUGUAAUAAAAUAUUAGACUGCAUUUGUUA